Parastagonospora nodorum SN15 is the source of this 642-nucleotide messenger RNA. RefSeq lists its product as hypothetical. The record is from RefSeq and is a predicted model, not a curated record. The coding region runs from base 1 to 642 and encodes 213 amino acids. Lineage: Eukaryota; Fungi; Ascomycota; Dothideomycetes; Pleosporales; Phaeosphaeriaceae. The transcript is spliced from 2 exons.
AUGGUGCGGAUCUCCAUCGAUGGCAAGUUGUUCACCGUCGAUAACACAGUAGCGAAAUCCUGGCUCCCCAAUGCGAACUCUUGGAGCCACAUCCGUGGAGAUGAUAUUGUAGACGCCGUCGAGAAUAGUCUAUCUGCAUGCAGCCAAACCAGCAUCGCCCCCAGUACCGUUCGGAAAGUCAUUAGGGAUUUGUUCCAGACCCUCAGCCGUCACCACCAUCGCAAUGCAGCGAAUUUUACCACAGAAACACUCCAAUCACUCCUGCACGAAGAUAAAUACGGCAAUCAGCUCUCAGGUCUAAAAGCCAGUCGGUCGCACUUCCUCAUCCUCGCCGCUCUCGCUCGCUGCACGCACUCUAUCCCACUCGCAAUCGCCAUUGCCUCAUUCCUCUCCAACAACAUCCACGAUGUAGUGCAAUACGAGUCGCACUAUUAUCUCCGCGAAUGGAACCAGGCACUCCACGAGCUCCAUGGUGUCUUCCCUGACCCCCACAUGCUCCAGCAACUCAUCGCCCAACUGACAGGCUGCGGCCGCUCGAGCUGGAGCCCGCACAAAUGGUCCGCCGCUGGAUUUGGGCCGGCCUUUGUCGGCGCCUGGGUACAGGUGCCCGCGGAUCCCGAGCCCGGACUGGCGAUUAAAUAG